Danaus chrysippus (African queen) is the source of this 1503-nucleotide messenger RNA. NCBI's taxonomy places the organism in Eukaryota, Metazoa, Arthropoda, Insecta, Lepidoptera, Nymphalidae. The record is from the annotation of a GenBank genome assembly.
AUGGAUAAGCCUACGAUGCAUAUGCUCUCCGUCCAGGAGAAAGGCGGAGAGACAAAGAAAUUGAACCAGUAUGUAGCAGCAGUCGCAGCUUCUAUCGGCGCAGUUGCUGCCGGAACUAUCUUAGCGUGGACCUCACCAGCCCUACCACAGCUAGAGCCGCCACAGAAUACUACGACGAAUCUAACAGAGAUCGACAUAUUCUUCCUCAAUGAAACAUCUAAAGACAAUGUAUCUGACGUAUUAGUCAACGCUUUGGGCCAACCAGCGGAUUUUUUGUUAAACACCAGAGAUAGUUCAUUAGUGUCGUCUAUCCUUGCAAUUGGAGCAGCGAUUAGCGCUUUACCUGUCGGCUUUUCUGCCGAGCGUUUCGGAAGACGCCCAACGAUUCUGAUGCUGGCGUUACCGUUUCUUCUCAACUGGUUGCUCACAAUAUUCGCUAAUGGAUCAGGGAUGCUCAUUGCUGCAAGAUUUUUUGCUGGUUUGGGAACAGGUGGUAUAUGCGUUUGCGCGCCUAUGUAUAUAGGUGAGGUAGCGGAGACCUCUAUCCGCGGCUCGCUAGGCUCUUUCUUCCAACUCUUCCUGACUGUAGGGAUCCUGUUCACCUUCGUGGUUGGCGGCUGGACUCAUUGGAGGACGCUCUCAAUAAUAUCUGCUGUGUUUCCCGUCUUGCUAAUCGCAGUUUUUUGGUGGAUGCCGGAGACACCGCAGUACCUUCUCGGUAAAAACCGUCGUCGCGAUGCUGAGAGGUCACUCCGCUGGCUGAGAGGACCCUUGGCUGACCUUAGCGGAGAAUUGGAAGAAAUGCAGAAAGAUGUCGACACAGCGUCUCGUCAAAGUGCCGGCAUACUCUCAAUGGUCACUAACCGAGCUCCAUUGAUGGCGCUAAUUUGUUCAUUGGGCCUCAUGUUCUUUCAGCAGUUCAGUGGAAUCAACGCGGUCAUCUUCUACACCAAUAAUAUCUUCCAAUCCGCUGGUUCUAAUAUUCCACCAGUUAUAGCCACAAUUAUUGUCGGUGUUGUACAAACUAUAGCCACUUAUAUAUCAUCAUUAUUAAUAGAAAAAGCCGGUAGAAGGAUCCUUUUGCUCCAAAGCUGUAUAAUUAUGGGCAUCUGUUUGAUAGUUUUGGGUACAUACUUCAAAUUGCAGGAGAGCGGCGCUAAUGUUGGAACAUUCGGUUGGCUUCCAUUGAUUUGUUUGGUGCUUUUCAUAGUUUCGUUUUCGUUGGGUUUCGGUCCGAUACCUUGGAUGAUGAUGUCUGAACUCUUCGCGGUUGAAUUCAGAGGAACAGCUUCUGGUAUAGCUGUUAUAACAAACUGGUGUCUAGUCUUCAUAGUGACGCUAUGUUUCCCCUUAUUAAAAGAUAUGAUAGGUAUUUACAGCUGUUUCUGGGUUUUCAGUGGUUUUAUGAUAAUUUGCGUGUUUUUCGUUUUCUUUUUAAUACCAGAAACUAAAGGAAAAACAGUAUCUCAGAUUCAAACUAUACUUGGAGGAAAACGCGCGUAA